GGAGUCUUUGAGAGUUCAACCCUCUCCCUGUGGUGUCAUAGCAAUCAGCAUUGCUUGCAAUUGGCCAAAAUGUAUAUGAGCAGUGUGAGGGAGACAGCUUCUUUCACCUUAGGUCUAAUCAGUGUCAUUGUUUGGGUUGUUGCUGAGAUACCUCAAAUAAUCACAAACUACAGAGCAAAAUCUACUGAAGGUCUCUCUGUCACUUUCUUGAUCACAUGGAUAAUCGGAGAUGUAUUCAACCUCUUUGGAUGCAUGCUGGAACCUGCAACUCUUCCAACUCAACUGUAUAUGGCAGUGCUGUAUACCAUUAUAACUAUUGUACUUGGUUCACAAACCAUUUACUAUGGACGCAUAUAUCCUCGACUACAAUAUGAGAGACUGCUCAAGCAUUCAAAGCAUGGGCAGGUUGAGACACCAACAAAAGCUGAACUAGUUAAAAAAGCCAGUGAUGCUGAACAGAGUAAUGGAUUUGAUGAUUUCAACAGAGGCACUGGUCUGAGUUCUCCUAUUCCUCUUCCAGCACGUCCUCAAAGAAUUUCUACUGGAAGAGAAUUAUUCUACCAGUCCGCAAGAUAUCUAUCUCAGAGUCAUACACCAACAGCGGGAUCCAUCUUAGCCCAGAGAAUGACACCUACUUCUCCUAUUUUAGAUUCUAUACAAGAGAACUUGCUUGGUUCAGCUGUUGCCACACAAUCUGCACCUGCUUUAAGGAUCAAAUCUGCUCUUUGUUUGGUGUCAACGUUAACUUUUCUUGGUACUAUUAAUCUACUUCAAUCACUAGAUAAAAGAAUUAAUCCCAUGGUCGCAAACCCAAGACAACAAUUUGUGAUUUAUGUUGGGCGAAAGCUUUUUCAGGUUAAUGGUGAUCAGUUGUCCGAAAAUGGCACGUCAGGAAGCAGUAGCUUUGGGACCUUCCUUGGUUGGGCAAUGACAUUUAUAUAUUUGGGUGGAAGACUACCUCAAAUUUGUUUAAAUAUUAGAAGGGGUCAUGCUGAGGGCCUCAAUCCUCUGAUGUUUCUCUUUGCUUUAAUUGGGAAUGCCACUUACGUAGCAAGCAUACUUGUGAGCAGCUUGGAUUGGUCAAGAAUCAGACCAAAUCUACCAUGGCUGGUAGACGCAGGAGGAUGUGUCCUUCUUGAUUCUUUUGUAUCCUUUUUAUAUAUUUAUCUUCUAACAAAUUAUUCUUGCUAG
This is a messenger RNA of Gastrolobium bilobum, 1191 nucleotides long. RefSeq lists its product as uncharacterized. Bases 70 to 1191 code for a protein of 373 amino acids. NCBI's taxonomy places the organism in Eukaryota, Viridiplantae, Streptophyta, Magnoliopsida, Fabales, Fabaceae. The transcript is spliced from 11 exons. The record is from RefSeq and is a predicted model, not a curated record.